GGCGAGGAGCACAUGGCCAAGCUGAGCGUCAACGCGCUCAUCGGCUUCUGGGCGCGCAACCAGGACCUGGUCUUCUCCAUGCGCACCAGCAACCAUGAGCUGGACGUCCAGGGCUGCCAGUGGCGCCAGACCUUCACGGACGCCCCUAGCAAGGUGCACUGGGACCACAGCAACUUCACGCUGCGGCCCCUCCACGACUACGUCAUGGCUGCGGAGCACGUGGCCGUCGCCAGGAUCCGCGACCACCUCAGCAAAAGUGCCACCGCGCUACGCCGAGCUGACGGGCCGGAAUCGCACGCCGACGGCACUCCCGUCUACCGCUUUGAGGAGUACAAGCGGCUC
Symbiodinium necroappetens is the source of this 342-nucleotide messenger RNA. The record is from the annotation of a GenBank genome assembly. Lineage: Eukaryota; Dinophyceae; Suessiales; Symbiodiniaceae.